AUGCCGUCCGUCAAGCGUGUUCGCGAAGACCAUGAAGACGAAGUCGAUUCAAAUAUAUUCGGCGGCCACGAGAGUGCUCGGUCUCAGCUCACUGAGCCAUUGGUGUACCAAGGCACGCUCGAUAGGUUCAAGCAUCAGGACUUGACGCCUGCGAUAGGACGAGAGUAUGAGGGUCUUCAGGUUACUGAUCUUUUGAAGUGGGGAGAUGAGAUGAUUAGGGAUUUGGCCGUGACCAUCUCUGAAAGAGGCGUCGUCUUCCUUCGAGACCAAGAUGUCACGCCUACCCAGAUGAAAGACCUCAUGCUCCGCAUCACCGAACUUUCAGGAAGUCCAUCCUCGUCCGGCCUCCACGUCCACCCCCUCACAGAAGAAGGCUCAGAACUCGGCGACCAAAUCUCCGUCAUCUCUUCCUCCAAGCAGGCCAAAGGCGGCGGCCUCACGCAUCAGCAAUCCGAUGCCUCACGCCUGGCAUCCGCAGGCUGGCACACCGACAUCUCCUUCGAGCCCGUACCCUCAGACUACGCGAUGCUAAAGAUCCACACCCUCCCUCCAACCGGCGGCGACACUCUCUGGGCAUCCGGCUAUGAAAUCUACAACCGCCUCUCACCUGCCAUGCAGGAAUUCCUACAGACCCUCACCGCAACACACGACGCCUCCUUCUUCCACGACGAAGCCCGCCGCCUGGGCAACCCCAUCCGCAGCGGCAUCCGCGGGAACCCCUUAAACCAAGGAACCACCCUCAAAGCAACACACCCCGUAGUCCGCACAAACCCCGUAACCCACAAGAAAUCCCUGUACGUCAACAAAGCCUUCACCAAGCGCCUGCACCCGCUCUCCUUCGACGAAUCCUCCCUCCUCCUCCCCUACCUCACCUCCCUGGUCCCGAACUCCCACGACGCGCACGUCCGCUUCAAGUGGCGCGCCAACGACCUCGCCAUCUGGGAUAAUAGAUGCACGUGGCACUGCGCGACGUACGACUACGGCGGAGAGGCGAGGACGGGGGAUCGCGUGUGUAGUUUGGGGGAGGCGCCGUUUUUGAGGAGGGGGGAGUGA
This is a messenger RNA of Aaosphaeria arxii CBS 175.79, 1053 nucleotides long. Its product is annotated as taurine catabolism dioxygenase. Gene Ontology annotation, molecular function: 2-oxoglutarate-dependent dioxygenase activity. Bases 1 to 1053 code for a protein of 350 amino acids. Lineage: Eukaryota; Fungi; Ascomycota; Dothideomycetes; Pleosporales. The transcript is spliced from 4 exons. The record is from RefSeq and is a predicted model, not a curated record. Gene Ontology annotation, cellular component: cytoplasm.